GUGUAGUUUCAGAACUCCUGUAAAAUAUGGAAGUGGUUGCUGCUGUGAAAAAAGCCUCACUAUCACUCUACCAGGACGGUGUACAGUCCUAUCACAGACAUGUAAAGUUUUUGGCUGUAGUGGGAGCUUUGUAUACUGCAAGGAAAUUAUUCAGUAUUCUACGCGGGUGCUGCAGCCUGGUCCGCAUGCACAUCACUUCUCAUCUGUUUGGCAGAACCAGCCUGGUCAGACAAUACGGGGAGUGGGCUGUUGUGACAGGAGCCACAGAUGGCAUUGGUAAAGCGUAUGCAGAAGAGUUGGCUAGACAUGGGCUGAACAUUAUCCUGAUAAGUCGCAGCAGUGAGAAGCUGACAAGGGUUUCUGAGGCCAUUGCAGAGACAUAUGGAGUGAAGACCAGCUGCAUACAGGUGGAUUUCAGCCAUGGGCGUGAUAUAUACCCCAUCAUUAAUGAGGCCCUAAGACAAGUGGAGGUGGGAAUUCUGGUAAACAAUGUAGGAUUAUUUGUUGAAUACCCCCAGUAUUUCUUGGAGACCCCUGAAGACAGAGUGUGGGAGUUAAUCAACGUUAAUGUUGCUGCAGCUGUAAUGAUGACUCGUAUAGUUCUGCCAGGUAUGACAGAGAGAAAGAGAGGAGCCAUUGUCAAUGUAUCUUCAGCGUCCUGUGUAAAACCCUGUCCUCUUAUGGCUGUGUAUUCUGCAUCCAAGAGUUUCAUGGACCAUUUUAGUCAAGCUCUUCAUUAUGAAUAUGCGUCCAAAGGGAUUUUUAUUCAGACCCUGGUUCCCUUUUUCAUAGUUACAAAAUUGACAUCAUUUAGCACUUUUCUUUUGAAAAAAUCAAUCCUUGUACCUACGGCUAAGGAUUAUGCUUAUAAGGCUGUGCAAACUUUAGGAAAAUCUCAUCGCACAACGGGACACUGGUCUCACUCCAUUCAGUUUGCAAUGGCUGAAAGUAUCCCAGAAUGGACUUGGGUGCCCAUAAUUAAAGUACUCUGCAGGAAACUUCGUCAAGAGUACAAUUCCAGCAGAUCAUGAUGACCCAUAUUUAUGAAACUGAAAAUCAUGAUUUGUUGCACAUCUGUGAUUAAACUCAAUUUAAAUUUUAGGAAGCAUUUUUUGCAUUGCUCAAACACAAUAUACGUUGAUAUACGGUAUAUACUAUUAAAUGCGUAAAGGUAA
Messenger RNA from Bombina bombina (fire-bellied toad), 1175 nucleotides. RefSeq names its product inactive hydroxysteroid dehydrogenase-like protein 1. The transcript has 4 exons. The record is from RefSeq and is a predicted model, not a curated record. Lineage: Eukaryota; Metazoa; Chordata; Amphibia; Anura; Bombinatoridae. Gene Ontology annotation, molecular function: oxidoreductase activity. The coding region runs from base 27 to 1031 and encodes 334 amino acids.